UCCAUAACCUCGGAUUGUUUACGAUCAGACGCUGAUUAGACGCUGAUUAAAUCGCAAAGUUGAUUUUUUGCGCGAUCAUUCAGCGAAGAUAUUCGCAAAUAUAAACUCAGUUAAUAUUGCUGUGAUUAAUUGUUAGGUAUUUAAAUAAUUCAGAAUGGUUCUCACGAAGGAAUAUCGCAUUUGUAUGCCGCUCACCACGGAAGAGUAUCGCAUUGGUCAGUUAUAUAUGAUUGCCAGACAUAGUCAUGAACAAUCUGAUAACGAUGAGGGAGUAGAAGUGAUAGAAAAUACCGCCUGUGAAGAUCCUGUCCAUGGAAAGGGUCAAUACACUGAAAAAAGGAUCCAUCUCUCCAGUAAACUCCCUUACUGGAUACAGUCCAUUUUACCUCGAAUAUUUUAUGUGACGGAGAAAGCAUGGAAUUAUUAUCCUUUCACUAUUACAGAAUAUACUUGUUCCUUUAUACCAAAAUUCCACAUAGCAAUAAACACUCGAUAUGAAGACAACAAUGGUUCUACAGAGAAUUGCUUAGGAUUGUCGCCUAUUGAAUUGAUUCAUCGGGAGAUUGAUUUCGUGGACAUUGCAUACGACGAAAUCUCUGCAAAACAUUACAAAGAAGAAGAAGAUCCAAAGUUUUUCCAAUCAAAACGAACAGGACGUGGUCCUCUGGUUGAAGGUUGGAGAGAUACGACACAACCAAUAAUGUGUUCGUACAAAUUAGUGCACGCAUCGUUCGAGGUCUGGGGCAUGCAGACGCGAGUAGAGGAUUUCAUACAUAGAUGUAUAAGGGACAUCUUGCUGCUGGGCCACAGACAAGCCUUCACCUGGAUCGAUGAAUGGUACGACAUGAGCUUGGAAGAUGUGCGGCAGUACGAGGAGAAGAUGCAAGCUGAAACGAACGAGAAGAUCAGAUUGAGGAAUCAGCUCAACGAGAGGCAGCCCGACACAUCAACUUCACCCACAUCAAAUUUACCUGCGCCAACCACGCCGACGGCAAAGUCGCCCACACAAUCGAAUCGAUCGUGGUUUUCUUGGUCAUAGCUACAAGAUUAGCGUAACAAAUUGAUCUCGGAUGUUGCAACAGCUCUUUGUCGAUUUGGUUAACAUUCAAGUGAUAUUCUCUUUUUCUCACGUCCAUGUAUACACCGACUUCAGAGAAUGUAUAAAUCAGUAACAAUGAAUAUUUUUUCAAUGAAUACUUUAUUGACAACUUUCAACAGUUUGAUUGUUCGAAACUUUAAAGCAUUUUUUUAAAGAUAUAUAUAUAUAUAACUAAUAAAUUUUCUAUUUUUAUCACAUUAAUUUGUGAUUUUUCCACAAAUGGAAUGUAUUAUAUAUAUAUAUAUA
Cataglyphis hispanica is the source of this 1345-nucleotide messenger RNA. It is a transcript of the gene rdgBbeta, whose product is annotated as cytoplasmic phosphatidylinositol transfer protein 1. Gene Ontology annotation, biological process: phospholipid transport. Gene Ontology annotation, cellular component: cytoplasm. Bases 155 to 1039 code for a protein of 294 amino acids. Gene Ontology annotation, molecular function: phosphatidylinositol binding; phosphatidylinositol transfer activity. The transcript is spliced from 8 exons. Lineage: Eukaryota; Metazoa; Arthropoda; Insecta; Hymenoptera; Formicidae. The record is from RefSeq and is a predicted model, not a curated record.